AUGCCGUACUUGAAGUUAAUCUCUGAGGAACUCCUUCCAGUCCUGAAAGAGAAUCUCGCCAGCCCGCUAAUGUGGAGUCUUCUACUGAAACCCGACACACUUUCGUCACCCAUCACUGCUACGGCCUUCGCCUACACAAGCCUCGUCAGCGGCCUGUUGUCUACCUUCUUCUCCUUCUACGUGCAGCAGGUCUUGAGUGAGCUACAUCGCCCGGAAGACGUCUAUGAGUGGCUCACAACACCACGCAUGAGUUUCAUGGGUCGCAUCGUGGAAACCCUCGGCCGACGACAACGAACCCUAAUGCCUGCGAAUCGAGCUGAAAGGAUUCCCUCGCUCACGGCUGCUGCGACACUAACGGCACCCAGUGGCUUGCUCACUUUCUCCAUCGUAACGCUGUUCAUUGUCCUAGGAGUCUACCUCGACUCCGUGUACAAGGAGAGACUCAGCGCGCUGAAAGGCAGAAAUGCCAAUUUGGCGGUGUUGUUGUUUUUCAUCAUCUUCGCAGCGAAUUCCAUUAUCGGGGUCCUCUUACCGCUCUUUUCCAAGCGGGUGGAACAGUUUCGCUCGCUGCUAGCGCGGGACGAGGAGAACCCUGGGUUGCAGAGUAUGGGUCUGCGCAUCGAAAAGGCCGAUGCAGGGGCGAGUGGGAAGGCAGCGGACUCAAGUGGAAGUUCAGACACAGAUGCGGUCAUCCGGCGGGCGUUGGAGGCAUCAAUCCAUGCUCAAAAGGAGAGCUUGAAGGCACAGAAGGCGCUGUUGAAACUGUUACUUUAA
Mytilinidion resinicola is the source of this 774-nucleotide messenger RNA. RefSeq lists its product as uncharacterized. The transcript has 2 exons. The record is from RefSeq and is a predicted model, not a curated record. NCBI's taxonomy places the organism in Eukaryota, Fungi, Ascomycota, Dothideomycetes, Mytilinidiales, Mytilinidiaceae. Bases 1 to 774 code for a protein of 257 amino acids.